UCUGGAGCUCAGCCGGCGGCGUUCAUUGGAGUUCUACAGCGGCGUCGCGGGGUUUUAGGGGUUUCGCGACAGUCAGGCUCAGACUUCUGGAGCUCCGAGCUGAGAUGGCGAUGACGAUGUCGGACGGCGGCGCGAGCCGCCUGAGGCGGCAGCUGGAAUCGGGCGGCUUUGAGGCGCGCCUGUACGUGAAGCAGCUCUCGCAGCAGUCGGACGGGGACCGAGACCUGCAGGAACACCGGCAACGCAUCCAGGCGCUCGCGGAGGAGACGGCGCAGAAUCUGAAGCGUAACGUCUACCAGAACUAUCGGCAGUUUAUCGAGACGGCCCGCGAGAUCUCUUACCUGGAGAGCGAGAUGUACCAGCUGAGCCAUUUGCUGACGGAGCAGAAGAGCAGCCUGGAGAGCAUCCCCCUGACGCUGCUGCCAGCCGCCGCCGCCGGAGCCGCCGCCGCCUCUGCAGGGGAGGAAGGAGGCGGAGGAGGCGCAUGGGCCCGAGACCCCCUUCGGGGCCAGGCUGGCUUCUUUCCGACCUCGCGGGGCGCCUCCUCCCGCGACAGUUCCGGCCCCGGCGAGGAAGGCAAGCAACGCACUCUCACCACCUUGCUGGAGAAGGUGGAAGGCUGCAGGCACCUGCUCGAGACGCCCGGGCAGUACCUGGUGUACAACGGAGACCUGGUGGAAUAUGAGGCCGACCACAUGGCCCAGCUGCAGCGGGUGCACGGCUUCCUGAUGAACGACUGCUUGCUGGUGGCCACUUGGCUGCCACAGCGGCGGGGCAUGUAUCGCUACAACGCCCUCUACCCCCUAGAUGGUCUGGCUGUGGUGAAUGUCAAGGAUAACCCCCCCAUGAAGGACAUGUUCAAGCUGCUCAUGUUUCCCGAGAGCCGUAUUUUUCAGGCAGAAAAUGCCAAGAUUAAACGCGAGUGGUUGGAAGUUCUGGAGGAAACCAAGAGGGCCCUCAAUGAGAAAAGACGGAGAGAGCAGGAGGAGGCUGCGGCCCCCCGUGCGCCACCCCCAGUGACUUCCAAAGCCAGUAAUAAUCCAUUUGAAGAGGAAGAAAACGAGGAGCCAGCGGUUCCUGAGGUAGAAGAGGAGAAGGUGGACCUUUUCAUGGAAUGGAUCCAAGAGUUGCCUGAAGACCUGGAUGUCUGUAUUGCUCAGAGGGACUUUGAAGGGGCCGUUGACCUGCUGGACAAAUUGAACCAUUAUCUGAAAGAUAAACCCAGUCCACCACCGGUGAAAGAAUUAAGGCUCAAGGUGGAUGAGCGUGUCAGACAGCUCACGGAAGUCCUAGUCUUUGAGCUCUCCCCAGAUCGUUCUCUAAGAGGGGGUCCCAAGGCAACACGCAGGGCAGUUUCUCAACUAAUCCGCCUUGGUCAGUGCACAAAGGCUUGCGAGCUCUUUUUGAGAAAUAGGGCGGCAGCGGUGCACACUGCUAUCCGUCAGCUUCGCAUCGAAGGGGCCACUUUGCUCUACAUUCACAAGCUGUGUCAUGUCUUCUUUACCAGCCUGCUUGAGACUGCCAGGGAAUUCGAAACGGAUUUUGCAGGCACUGACAGUGGAUGCUACUCUGCUUUUGUGGUCUGGGCAAGAUCAGCCAUGGGCAUGUUUGUCGAUGCUUUUAGCAAGCAAGUGUUUGACAGUAAGGAGAGCCUCUCCACAGCCGCGGAAUGCGUAAAAGUAGCAAAAGAGCAUUGUCAACAGCUGGGUGAUAUUGGACUAGACCUCACCUUCAUCAUCCAUGCUCUUCUUGUGAAAGAUAUCCAAGAGGCGCUGCGCAGUUACAAAGAAAUCAUAAUCGAAGCCACUAAGCAUCGAAACUCCGAGGAGAUGUGGAGGAGAAUGAACUUGAUGACUCCAGAAGCCCUGAGUAAACUUAAAGAGGAGAUGAAGAGUUGUGGGGUGAGUAAUUUUGAGCAAUAUACGGGGGAUGACUGCUGGGUGAACCUAAGUUAUACCGUGGUUGCUUUCACUAAACAGACAAUGGGCUUCUUGGAAGAGGCACUGAAGCUCUAUUUUCCAGAGCUACACAUGGUACUUCUGGAAAGCCUAGUGGAAAUCAUUUUGGUUGCGAUUCAGCAUGUGGAUUACAGUCUUCGAUGUGAGCAGGAUCCAGAGAAGAAAGCUUUUAUCAGACAGAAUGCAUCCUUUCUUUAUGAAACUGUCCUCUCCGUGGUUGAGAAAAGGUUUGAAGAAGGAGUGGGAAAACCUGCAAAACAACUCCAAGACCUGAGGAAUGCAUCUAGACUUAUUCGUGUAAAUCCUGAGAGUACAAUGUCAGUGGUCUGAUGCUUGGACCUGUUCAUAUGUUUGUGUGUAUAUUGCUUAUAUAUUAUUUAUGUUAAGCUACAUUAGCAUAUUUUCUA
Molecule: messenger RNA, 2365 nt
Organism: Suncus etruscus (white-toothed pygmy shrew)
Lineage: Eukaryota; Metazoa; Chordata; Mammalia; Eulipotyphla; Soricidae
Gene: EXOC8
Product: exocyst complex component 8
Exons: 1
Coding region: 105-2288 (727 amino acids)
Biological process (GO): exocytosis; Golgi to plasma membrane transport; intracellular protein localization
Cellular component (GO): exocyst
Source: RefSeq, a predicted model, not a curated record